CACACACACACACACACACACACACACACACACACACACACACACACACACACACUCUGUAGUCUGCAAAAGUGAAAGUGACAGAGCAAAGAGACAGCAAAGAGACAGAGAGAGGCAGAAAGGAGAUAACAAGACAAACCGCAAACGCCUCUCUGGUUCCUCUCGAGCUUCAGAGCCUGUUUCUGAGCUUCUGAGCUUCCUGGUUCAACAGACCUGAGUCUCUUUAUAGUGGCAUCGGAUCCGGUGACAGUCAGCACAAAGACAGCAACACGCGCCACAGACAUGAACGGGACUAGCCGCCUGCAGCAGGUCCAGGACGAUGCGGAUGAGGUGAAGGUCAUCAUGAUGGAGAACAUGAACAAGGUCGACGAGAGGUCGGAUAAACUGGGAGACCUGGAGACCCGAGCUGAGGACCUUCAUGAAAAGGCUAAAGGAUUUGAGAAGAAAACCAACAAGGUGAUGCAACAGAAGCGCUGUGAGAACAAGAAGAUGCGCUACGUGUUCAUCGGCAUCGGAGUGGUGGUCGCCAUCGUUAUUAUAAUAACGAUAAUCUUCACCAUAGUUGGAUAACCUGCAAGAAGAAGAAGCUUUUCUGCUGAUAAAAGGAACAUAAAACAUCAGGACUAAGAUAUAGGGGAGUUCCGUCUGUGGGGGACGUCUCUCCUGCAGGGCUUAGUGUGGAAUAUUUCUGUGUCUUUAAGAUAUAUUUAUGGGAUAGUCGAUCCCACUCUUCACUUCAGUUGAUAUGGUACCAUUCAUUGCUUUGCUGCUUUUUGAAAUAACUUCUCAAACAUGGAGUCUCCGUCAGGCCCACACGUCCUAAAAUAACAUCUUAAUAAGGGGGGCUUUCUCUAGCUGUAUCUGGAUAUGGAUGGGCGAUAUCUGUAUUAUAACGAUAUGGUGAUAUAAGUUACAUUUGGAUAUGGUUAUGUGAGGCAUAAUGUACAGUGGUUAUUAAUGACCUUAUAGGGAAUUGGAACCGUGGUGCAUUCAGGGACAUCACGGCCAUAUUUGUGGGAUAUUGUUUAUAGCGACAGCAGCAGCCAUCAAUAUAUAUCAGCGUUUCCCGGUCACCUGUCAGCCGUUUAACAUCCAAAAUGAAUAAAGUAUGCGCGAAAUAUUAAUGCCCUGACAAAGAGAAGCUCUAGGUAGAAACAGAGGAACGUUAAUACGAAAAAAGUUAAUAAAAAACAUCUGAACUUAAGUGGAGAACGGACCGACCACUGGUCAACUCAAUGAUCCAGGAUGUCUCUUUACACAGAGGGGUUCAAGCAGGGGUCUCAAACUCAAGGCCCGGGGGCCAAAUCCGGCCCACGACUUCAUUUUAUGUGGCCCCGCAAGAGCUUGCAAAGAAUAUAAUACGUUUAUUAUACGGUUACAUGCCACUUUAAAGAAGCAGGUUGUCCAUAAACUACAUGUCCCACAAUGCAUUUCGUUUUGUGAAAUGCGCACUGAAGAGACUUGCAAUUAUUUGCCCUGGACUUCUGCUUUCAGACGUAAUUAUUAAUUACUAAGUUAUUAUCCUAUCCGAUAAUAAUCCAAUUCAGAGACAAUAAUGUAAUAUAAUACAUUAUUUUAUAUAUUAUAUAUUUAUAUAGUUACAACCGGCCCUUUGAGUGCAACCUUUAUGCGAAUGUGGCCCGCAAUGAAAUUGAGUUUGACCCCCCUGGGUUAAAGGGUUUCACAGCCAUUAUCAGAAGUCUUCCACUCAAGGAAUUUGCUUUGGUGUUUCGGUGCAUAUCAUUAACACAGUCAAAUAAAUAAAAAUGAAAAGAAAUCAAGCAAAAAUGUGCAAAAAACAUAAAUAUAUAACAAUUAAAGUACAAUAAAAUACUGUAACAAAUGCAGAGUAUACGUUAAUUAACAAUGGAAGAACUAUGCAGUUGUAUCAUCUGUAGCUACUUUUUGAAAUGUCACUAUUUCUGGAUUUAUUUAGCAUAUUCUGUGUGUGCACUUUGUCCUAGAUAUCAAGAAAACAAACUUUAACUCCGUCCUCUCCCUCUCAUGUUCACCUGUGUCUUCUCAACAAGUGGAUGCAGCCAAUAAUCCUGCAUCCUCGCAAUCUGGUCGUGAAUUACUCACCAAACAUAAUGAGGGCUGAUAUAUAUUUUGCUGGUUUUUUGUACAUCUGUGAGUGAAUACAGAGGAGAGUUUAUGCAGCUGUAGAUAACUCGCAUUGUAAAACAUGAACUGAUGUAUUGUAAUGUAGAUUUAUUUUCUCUGAUUCAUUAAAAUGUGUUUAAAAGAAA
Messenger RNA from Gymnodraco acuticeps, 2249 nucleotides. RefSeq names its product vesicle-associated membrane protein 5 (gene vamp5). The transcript is spliced from 3 exons. Gene Ontology annotation, biological process: SNARE complex assembly; vesicle-mediated transport; vesicle fusion. Gene Ontology annotation, molecular function: SNAP receptor activity; syntaxin-1 binding. The record is from RefSeq and is a predicted model, not a curated record. Lineage: Eukaryota; Metazoa; Chordata; Actinopteri; Perciformes; Bathydraconidae. Gene Ontology annotation, cellular component: plasma membrane; SNARE complex. Bases 283 to 570 code for a protein of 95 amino acids.